AUGCCAGUAUCACAUUUCUUACACGGCGCUCGGCCUCAGCGACUGAGGAAAUUGGCUUGCACAGGUGGCUAUUCACUUAUGUCCUGCUUUCUCACUCCGCUUCGAUCUUCCAUCGCCCCCAAGCGCGCGCGCGCGCACACACACACAUACACAUGCUGGCAUUCAAAUAUGUAUCAACUCGACCCAGACGUCGCCCUUUCUUGUGCUCUUCUUUUCGUCUGA
Messenger RNA from Protopolystoma xenopodis, 222 nucleotides. NCBI's taxonomy places the organism in Eukaryota, Metazoa, Platyhelminthes, Monogenea, Polystomatidea, Polystomatidae. The record is from the annotation of a GenBank genome assembly.